CGGCAGUACACCUACCUAUCUACCUACGAACACCGAUCGAAGCUGGCCUACUUAUACCUCUGCCCUGCCUCCGGCCCCAUCCCAUGGCGUCUCGUUUCCGUGUAGUCUCCGGUCUCUUCCAGCCUGUGCCACCCAGAGCCCAAUUCGCUGCUAGCAGCAACAGCAAUAGAUUCUCACGCCUCUCUCAACCCUUCAGUAGAACGAUAAUGGCGCCCGUCUCCGUCCCCCCGGGAAAGCACGAAUGGCUCGUGAUCAUCCCCGACAAGCCCGGCACGCAGCAGAAGAGGAUCGAAGUGCGCCAGCAGCACUUCGAAGGACUGAAGACCUUUGUCGAGUCCGGGCAGUAUAAGACUGGAGGCGCCCUCCUGAACAGCAAGCCCGAGACCGACGACCCCACCAAGUUCGACUGGUACGGCAGCACAGUCGUCAUAGUCGCCGAGUCCAAGGAAGAGGUACAGGCGAUUAUCUCCAAGGAUAUCUACGCCGCUACUGGCGUUUGGGAUAUCGAGAAGAUAUGGCCGGCCAAAUUCGCUUUCAGGAACCCUUAGGUUGCGUUGGUAGAAAAAGACAGGAAUAAAUUAAGCUACAUAAAUCUUCUUUUAAAAAGACUAAUGCUACCUUCCGACCUGUAUCCCAUCUACCCGAGUAAACCUGAUGCUCAUAAUGACGCUGUGUUAGUGCCACGCUACAACGCUGUGG
Molecule: messenger RNA, 699 nt
Organism: Durotheca rogersii
Lineage: Eukaryota; Fungi; Ascomycota; Sordariomycetes; Xylariales; Xylariaceae
Exons: 5
Coding region: 84-548 (154 amino acids)
Source: RefSeq, a predicted model, not a curated record